AUGGCAUUCUUAACUCAAAUACACUCACUUCCUACACUUAUCUCGGUUUACCCAAACGAGAAUGAUUUACCUUUAGAUCCUGAGAAUAUAAUUCACACCCCAACAACACCUGAACUUUUUAAUAAAACUACUCAACUCACAAUCUCCGUGAUAAGAGGUGGAAUAGCGGUUAAGGGAAGGUGUAUCGUCUCGAGUUCGGUCCUUUCAAUUAAUAUGCGCGGAACGAAAAAAGAACGAAAAACCGAGUGGAUUCAAAGCCCUAUUUUUUCUUUCACUGUAACACUCCCAGAUGGUUGUUACGACAUCCGCCUGGAAGAUGCCAAAACACGAGAAGUCUACUUGGAGAAAAAAGACUUAAUAGUUGGUCCAAGUUGUACCUUUAAUAUCUUCAAGACUUUAAAUGGAAUUUUAAUUAAAUUUGAUGAUAGAGGAUGUGGGACUGUAUGUGUCGUACCUAAAAGAGCCGAAAAGUUUGUGUUCUCCGAACAAAAAGUCUUUAAAGUGAUUAAAGGAACAAAGUCUCGAAUACUCAAGCUUGAUAAUAUUCCUCUGAACGGAGAGGUUAGGUUUUAUAAUAGAGACAUAGACAUAAAGUCUGGGAAGAUAGACGAAACGACUACCUAUCAAGGGUUCCAAGUAUUUGACCAAAAUUUCUGA
Entamoeba invadens IP1 is the source of this 657-nucleotide messenger RNA. RefSeq lists its product as hypothetical. Lineage: Eukaryota; Evosea; Mastigamoebida; Endamoebidae. Bases 1 to 657 code for a protein of 218 amino acids. The transcript has a single exon. The record is from RefSeq and is a predicted model, not a curated record.